Molecule: messenger RNA, 5433 nt
Organism: Folsomia candida
Lineage: Eukaryota; Metazoa; Arthropoda; Collembola; Entomobryomorpha; Isotomidae
Exons: 6
Coding region: 3982-5202 (406 amino acids)
Source: RefSeq, a predicted model, not a curated record
UCGCUGGGUCAAUAUGGUAUCGGGUCAAUCUGUCGUUGGGUCAAUAUGAGCGGGUCAAUGUGUCGUGGGUCAAUGUGACUGGGUCAAUUUGACGCCUCACCGAUGCGGUCUCCCCACACUUCCUCCCUUUCCUUCCACUCUCAAAGUUUGACAGUGUUUCGUUCCCUAAAACUUAUUCUCUCGCCAUGUUAUCCAUGUGGACUACACUCUGGUUUACUCCAGAUAACCGAGGAUAAGAAUGUUGCCUUUAUUCGUACAAAUUUCAAUCUUUAAAUCAAUUUGAUUAGGAAAGACAUUGUUAGAAAGACGAACUUGUGCAUCUGAACGAGUUGCUGGUUUCGUGAUUGUCUUUAACGUUUUACUCUUGCCACACCAAAUUUCGGACGUAUAGUGGGCAAGAUAAUAAAUAAACUGCAGGGAACAUUUGCAUCUGUAGAUAAAUAUGAUGGUGAUAGAUAGUGGUAUAUGCAUAGGCGGUAUAAUUGGGUAUAAUGUCCUCUCUCUCUUUGGUGGUAGCUGUGAGAGAUGAAAGACUAUCCAGGCCAUUUAUCUCAUAUUAUGUCAAGAAAAUAAUGUGCAAAGGGACGAGUUAUGAAAUUAUCCUUCGCGUAUGUCCGACUGGAAAUGUGUUGGAUGGUGAAGAAUACAAAAUUGAACUGGUACAUAGAAUAAACUUUCCACACACUAAUGGACUAAUUAGUGUCAAAAAGGCGUUAAAAUUAUUGCGAGGUCUGCUAUAUGUCACUUUUUCGUAUAAUAAUAGUAACGUUUUUGGACUCGGAUGAUGGUUGGUUGAUGUUACUUUGUUUGAUUUAUUAUUUUUCUAACAAGAAUGACAAUUCUUACACUUAUUCAAGUUUGCAUAUUGAUAUUUUCAUACUAAAUAAUGAAUCUUAAUUCUGGAGUUGCAUACAAUCAGUAGUAUUAAUAAUUUUAAAAAUUAAGUCAAUUCAUUCAUUAACCAGGACGAGCUAUUCUUCUGUUUUAAUCUAAUUCAGCCCACCGAUGAUCUGUGACUUGGACACCUUCUGGCACCUUGCAGCAUCACGUUAUUAUACCGACUUAUUUCUAGUCUCGUGCGUCCAUUUUGAAAAAUCAUGGAGUUGUCAGAAUUUUUUGCGCCUUGUCGUAAAAGAGUAAAAGGAUGUGAAUGAAAGCGGAAAGCGACAGAAAACAAGCAAUUCCUGAGAGAUAUUAUUCUGAGGCCAAGGAGGUUGGCCAUUGCCAUGAGAGCAGCACCAUUUCUUUGGAUUACAUUACAUUCUCUCCAAAGAAGAUAAAUUCUAAUGGAGCUGUGUUACUCUUCCUCAUUCUAUUAUUUCCAACAAGUAGAGCACCGCCAACCGCACUACCAACCAGUCCCACACAACUAAAGAAAGAAAUUACGGGAAAAGAAAGUGCCCUUAGACUGCUCAAAGAUUUUCUGGCGUUGGAGGACCCAUCCAUACCAACAAAACUUUGUCUUUAUCCGUCUCAUGUGUACGUAUGUACGUAUGCAUGUGUGUGUUGCUUCUUCUUCCAGCGCCACAUAUCUGUUGUUGGGCCUUAUAUAGAAAGAACUAAAGAAGGCGAACAACAGCGGAUAUUGGGAAGUUAUGUUGUGCAACUAGUUUGGUAUGUGAUGUAAUGGUCCUGUAUUCUCCAUUGUAUGUGCUCUAUUAGCAGCAUUAAAGUCGGAUGGUUGUCUUGUCUUUUGCUUGUUAUAAAACUCGUUUUCUUGUUUUACUUUCUGAUUUGGCCAUUUGGGACUGUGGAGGCCAGAAGGCGUUGCGUACUUUUGUCCUCUAAAUUACUUAAUAAACUGUAACGAACCCACAAAAUUGUCCUGCUUAGAGUCAGACAAAGUCUCCUCCCGAUAUGUCACAGUUGUUCAAACAACGUCUUAAUAAGAAAUGCUGGUGAUUUCAGCCCAUUUCAUUUGAUCAUCAUAUCGUUUCUACCAAUACCACCACCAUCGCUGCUCAACAAAAAAACACAUUAUGUAUCCCAGACAAAUUUAAAAUUGAAUUGCCUUGCCGACGUUAGUUUUAUUUAGUAAUGGCACCAGUUUAAUCUUCAUUUUCGGUGUGGAUUUUAAUUUAGAUUUUUUUACACAUCAACACACCCUUUCCCUUAAGUAAGUAAAUUGAGUCGUUUAAAUAAAUACCACAAUUUUUUUCGACCAGUAUUUUAUAACAAAACGAGGAAAUACUUUUUGAUGGCACACUUUAGGCUAGUGUUAAAUCUCGUUUUACAUUAAUAGGACUUUAUUAUUAACAAAAAUAUGACUCAUACAUAUAAAGAAAUGUGUAAUCUCUGGUUCCCCAACUUUUUUACCUUCCCCUACAUUCGCUCUAUUCAUUAAUGAAUAGCACCAAAUUACGAUAUUAUGUGUAAACAUAAAGCUUGUAUUCUGCAAAUGGUUUGCAAUAGUAAAAAAUGGUGUGAACGUAGGACAGAAACAGUAGAUUCUUUAGAACUUAAUUUUUCUUGUCAAUGAUUGAGACAACGACUUAACGCAGAUUGCACAGAAUUUGCCUUUGCGAUUUCAUUCGAAGACAAGCAUUGGCCUCCACCACAUGAAAAGUUUCAUUCAUGGCAUUUAUUCCCAUUCGACUCGACUAGACGACUGUGUGCAUGUAGCAGAAUUCCAGUUGCAUGUCUACUGGAAUGCAACAAAUUUGUAAACUUCGAACUACAUAAUUAAUAGCAACUAUUCCCUUCAAAAAUAAUCGUUGGAACAACGACUGAGGUAUUUUCUUUUUUGGUCGGCAUGAAAGAAUACAAGAGGUUAAUGUUUCGUGCAAAGUGAAGAAAAUCCAAAACUUGCAUUCAUAACAUUGUCCGGGGUUAGUACUUUGUGCUGCUUGAAAAAGUAAAGCAAUAUUCCACAAAUGUUUUGAAACAUGUUGUUUCUAUUCUGAUUCUUUUUCUUCGGCCUUUAUUUGUGCACGAGAUAAUUAGAUACAUAAAUGAAUGCAUGGGGGUUUUGAGCAUGAAUGAUGAAAUUCUUCACACAAUUAGUUUAAUACAAGUUUUGGCCUUGACAAAAUUUUCAGAAAAACUUUCAGAAAUAAAGUAAACGAAUGGACUAAUGCUCCAACAAAGUAAACUCCCACAUGUAAAAAAACAGUUUUAUGUUGCUUAUUAUUUGAAAGUCCAAAGUCGUUCAGACUAGAUUGUUUAGUGUCCGGUCUCUUCGAACCAUUUACCUGAGACGGAUUGAGAGGAGGGCAUGGUUUACAACUGGCCAAAGCUCGCCUGACAUGGAUGGAUGAUAGUUUUCGCGAGUUUUUUUUUCAUUUCACGGUUGCUUCGGAUGCGGCUGAACGAAUUGUAGUUUAUAUUUUGAAUGCGAUGUGUGUGUGCAUGUGUACUUGGUUGAGGAGGAAAGAAUCGAGGACCAGCAUAUAAGGGCUUGCAGCAACAAAAGCAGGGAGAAGAUUUUGCUUAUUUAAAGUGCACUACUUGAGAGUUUCAGCACCAUUCUGGGCACAGAAAAGCCUGGCGAGUGAAAGAGCCAGUUGUAUAGUAGUCGACAUGGAAGGAUUCGGUGAGUGCUGGUACUAUCAGCCAUUUGCAGAUAGGAAGUGAAGGAAAUCUCCACGGGGUGAUUCACUGAUUGUGUCAAAACGUUUUAGUCAGUAAAUAACGAUGAAGCAAAAAUUGUUAUAAAGGUUAGCUUGUAUGCAUAAAUUUUAUGAUAUACCUUUAAGUAGAUGUGCGAGCAGACAAGCAAAUCGGUGUUCCGUGGUACAUGGAGGAUCCCUGCGUGCCGAAAUGUGCCGAGCCGGCACACGAACCCUUCCCUCUCACUCUUCGAUUGUAACUUGAGCUGGAAGGAAGUCGUUCCUUUGCUCACUUCACGCACGCAAGAAAUAUUAUAUCCAAAAUAUAUAUUUCUAUUUCUUAAAUAAUUUGCGUGCAUUCCACUAUUAUGCGAAAGUUCUUUUAAUUAACGAAAUUUUUUUAAAAUUUUAAAUUAUUUAUUAAAAUUAACAAAUGGACUCGCGACGUGGGGGUGCUGGUAGGGGCUCCAAAUCUAAGCCAAAAAUGACAGUUUCUAGCGAUGAAGACGACGAUAUCCCUUUAGUUGUUAGCAGGGGGAGGGGUACAAGCGUGAGGGGUCAAAAGAUGAUGUCAAAACCAUCGACAACAUUGUCAACACACCGGGAACAAGCUAUGGCGACGACAACGAUAUCUCGACCAUCUACAUCAAAUGGACAGGUUGGGCGGCAUCAAACACAAGAAAUAGAGGGGGAUAUGGGAGAGGUUACACUUUUAUCGCAGUUGUCAAGAAGCUCCUCAGGACCCAGUACAUCUACGAAGAGAUCAAGUCAAGAUACUUCAGAUGAUUCUAUGCACACACAAACGAAGAAAAUCAAAUCAAAUCUUCCACUAUUAAUGAAAGUCGUCAAAGGUGGACUCCUUUUUUUUGUUGAUGGAGAAGCACAAACCAAAGGGCAUGUGAUGUACUGGGUCCCACUCCGUGACAGAAACAAGAUGUACAAUGGACAUAUUGUCGUCGGAUUGGCAACUCUUUCGAAAACGGUCGAGGAUAUGGCGCAACAUGUAAGGACGGAAAAUCUUGGAGAAAAUAAGGCCGAUGACCUAACUCACGACCAUUGUGCCAUCAGAUAUUUCCUUAAAUCUGGCGAGAUGGAUUAUCUCGCCUCCGACGCUGAAGCUUUGCCAUUGUGGUCUUCAACCACCAUUAGUGGAACUAGUCUUAGGAUGGGGUUAAGAGGUGCUUUGGACUCUGUUUGUUCAACAAGUUCAGCCCCUUGCCUGAUCAAAUUAUCAAAAUACGCAAAAGAAAUAGUAGAUGCUUUGAACACCAACUUACAUUUGCAGCCUAUAGUUCCAUCAGUGACUGAAUUUCAAAAUGGGACAGGAUUUUCAAAAUUCCUCGUUGGAACAGUCGCGAACUACCAUUUGUAUUGUAGGGGUCCAAAGGGAGUACCAUAUUUGGGGGACCCAAAUAAUACGCAGCAACAACCAAUCCCAUGGAACAUACAUCAUGAUACCUUAUCUGAAGAAGCUAGAAAAGAAUGGGUAACCUGGGAACUUGAAAAUAAGUCUGUAGUUAAGGAUUCAUACGUCCGACCUUCACGGCGUGUCCUAGAAGUUCGUCUCUGGAUCAAGAAGAAGUACAGGAUUGUUGAUAUUCAACCACCCGCUAAUAGGCUACGUCAUAAUUCGGUAUACAGUAUAUGUCCAUAGAAAAAAGAAGUUGACGACAAAUACUUCGGCAGAAUUAUGAGAGAUGUCUUCCCAAAGGUAGAGUCAGAUCACCAAUCCUGCUACACAAACCUGAUGGAGAUGCCGUGUCAACAAUAAAUAAGAAACUAAUAUACAACCCGAUUACAAAUCUCUCUUUAUUAUCUUUACUGGCUCAAUUUAUAGGAAAUGAAAUAAAUUUAAAAACCCCAUCGACCUGGGCCUUUGACCAUU